GCUCUCUCAGGUACCUUCUGCUGAGCUUGAGCAGGGCCCGGUUCUAUAAACUCUGCCCAGCCUAAGCACAUUCUCGUCCUCUCUAAGGCAAUGCAGAGACCGCCACUCUCUCCCGGCAAUGUCUAAACUCAGAGGGGUGUGUUUUACAGCUCUUGGGCAUGCCUUAUGACUCCGGCUGUGACCCGCAGAAGGACGCCAGAGGAAAGCUACCCAAGUCAUUCACGACUCCCUGGUCAGAGCUCGCCAUGACGAGGACUUGUACCUGCAUAUACCACUUCCUUGUUUUGAGCUGGUAUAUUUUUCUCAAUUAUUACAUCUCACAAAAAGGAGGAAGAGACCAGCAGAAAUCCAAAAUCUUUCUCAAUGGCGGACAGUGGAAGCAUUUGACAUUCCUAAAUCUGCUCUUGCAGGCCAUUUUCUACGGGGUCGCCUGCAUGGAAGAUGUGCUAAAAAGAAUUAAGGGGGAAAAAGACAUUAAGUUCAUGACCGCCUUCAGAGACCUGCUUUUUACCACGCUAACUUUCCCGAUUUCCACAUUUGUGUUUUUGUCAUUCUGGAUCCUCUUUCUCUAUGAUCGAGAGCUCGUUUACCCUAAGGCCCUAGAUGGUAUCUUUCCAGUAUGGUUGAAUCAUGCAAUGCACACAUCCAUAUUACCCUUCACACUGGCUGAAGUCAUCCUCAGGCCGCAUUGCUAUCCACAGAGGAAGAAAGGUCUCACCUUGUUGGCUCUUGCUAGCCUUGCAUACAUCAGCAGGGUCCUAUGGAUCUACUCUGAGACGGGUACGUGGGUGUAUCCUGUGUUUGCCAAACUCAGCCCGGUGGGUCUAACAGCCUUCUUCUCUCUCAGCUACAUCUUUAAUGCCAGCAUCUAUCUACUUGGAGAGAAGCUCAACCACUGGAAAUGGGGUGACACGAUGCAGCCAAGGAAAAAGAGGAAGUGAUUGCAGGCUGUUUUCCAAGAACAAAGGAGGAAGAAAACAUGAGAGUUUUUUUUUUCUUUUCUUUUCUUUUUUUUUUUUUUUGUUUUCUGGUUGGGGAGGUGGUGGAGUAAUAUAGGAGGUAGAAAGGACAGGGAAUGAUAUCUAAAUUUAUUGAGACGUUUUGUGAAGGUAGCUUAAUUUGGGGACUCUUCGGUUUUUUGCAAGGUUUACUGGACAUGCCAAAAACAACCGUUGUCUCAGAAUCUGUUACCUUCCUCUGGCCUCUGUGGUCAAAAUCUGGCCAAAGGCCAAGGAAACUCACAUAACUCGGCUUUAGAGAAUGUUUAGAGAGAAAGGGAUUUGGGAUCACCGAAACUCUUCACCUUACAGAGGAGGGUGUUGAGGACCUAGCUGAGAAGUAAUCUGCACGAGGGCCAAAGAGCUAGUGUCACAACCAAGAUAAUAGCUUUUGUCCCCCAGAUCUUCUAACUCCCAGUCCUGUGCCAUUUUGAAUGACCCUAAGUUUCCUAAAAAUAAGCAUUUUUGUCAACUAGCUAUUUUCAUGGACUGCUCAUUGAUUUUGUUUUCCUCAGUCUAGAUAGAGAUGUAGGGAGAUGGGUGCUACCAAAGUCAUCUGUCCACCUGAUAAGAGAGCAAAUUAAUUGGGGCAAUGAGAAAGUAAGUUAUAAAAAAUAUGGGGAAAUUUGCCCCUCUUGUGAGCAAGCAUUCGGGGCAGGUCCAAAUAUGGGACUUCGCAACAUCGUCAUCAAAAUCUCUUCCAUUCGAAUAUUGCUUCAUUCAUCCAAUAAAUGUACAUCUUACUUGGGGAGUAAGUGAUGGGAUGUGACAUGGCCAUGAGGACCCCCAAGAAUGCUUUGGCACAAAUCACUUUGCUGAGUUAGCUUAUGGUUUAACAAAGCUGAUGGCUAGCUGAUUAACAAGCACAUUCAUGAACCCAGCUUUGAUCUUCCUAGUGAGUUUUUCUGGGUCUUUAUUUACAGGCACAUUUUGUAAAGAACACAGAUGAUAAGGGUCUACUAGUGGGUAAGCAUGGAGUCUUGCGGUGCUUCAUCAGGUCCAUAUGGGCUGGGUGUGGAGAGCAGAGUAAAUUGUACUUGGGUUUCCCAACCUAGCACCAUUCAGGAGAAAUCUGGUAAAAAUGGGUACAUUUUGGUGAAAAUUAUUCCUAGAACCACAUCAAAACUUGAUGGCUCUAUGACUGGCUACUGAUCUAUUCCAAGAUCAGAAAACCUCAGAAAUACCAAAAAUGGUCUUGAGUUAGAGAAGAGGGCAAACUGCCACAACAGGGCAGGCAGCCCCGAGAAGCCUAGGACAGGCACCAAGAAACCUGCUGUCUUCCUAAUCCUUUAUCUACUAAUAUAUAAUUAUGAGCCACAAGUCUUUUUUGGAUUGAACUGGGAACACUAUACCUGCUGCUGCCUGAGUGCUUGGAGCACCUGGUCUCAGCAGAAGCCCAGAAGCAGUUGUCACAAUGGAAAUUCCCCAAAUGCGAAGCCCACAGGGGAUCACCUAAAUUUUCCACACCCCAAAGAUGACUGGGGCUGCACACUUCUCAGAGUGAUAGUAAGCUCUUGGCUGGGAUGAGCCUGCUGAAUUCUUCACUGUCCCUGGAACCAAAUUAAACCUUGAGUUCUGUAUAACUGACCAUCAUGCAGGAUCCAUUCCAAUGCCAGAAAUACCUGAGAACCACCGCCCAUUGAGCAAAUAUACAGGAGCACCUCCUUGCUGCAGGGGGCUGCUGGAGCUUAAGAAAGGAGAAGCAGCAAAACACCUGCAACGAACACGAAAUACACUAAAUAAACAUUUGUUAAGAGGUCAGUAGGAUUUGCUGCCUACAGAAGGCUAGGUCCUUAGGGGUUAGAAGACAAUACCAACCACAUGGGGAGAGAGUCAGCAAUAAUAUUUGUGUAGGGUCAUGUAAUUGACAAACUCACUCACCCCCAUGAUCUCGUUUUAUCCUCAUGAGAAUCUUUUAAGGAGAAAAUGUAUCCGUCCUCAUUUUCCAAAUGAAGAAACUGCGUUUCUGAUAUUGGUGUGCCAGUAAAUGUUUAAAAACCAACUCUCUAGAAAAAGGAAAAUUGUAAGGCCCUAAUUUAUAGUGAUUGCCCAUUGCAUGGUGGGAACACUCCACUACAACCUUUUUCAAGCUACCAAGAGGCCACUGAAGGCAGAGCUGGGAAGAGAUAUGCAUAACUAUUUGGUCCUUGAAAGGACCAUAGGAGUUGGCUCUGGUAUGCCACUGGUCCAAGGUCACACGCGUGGUCAAUUCCUGAGGCCAUCUUCCUCUCUUUUUUUUUUUAACUUUUUUUUUUUUUAAGAUUUUAUUUAAUUAUUUGACAGAGAGAGACACAGCCAGAGA
Zalophus californianus (California sea lion) is the source of this 3300-nucleotide messenger RNA. It is a transcript of the gene ADTRP, whose product is annotated as androgen dependent TFPI regulating protein. Gene Ontology annotation, cellular component: endomembrane system; membrane. The coding region runs from base 159 to 941 and encodes 260 amino acids. NCBI's taxonomy places the organism in Eukaryota, Metazoa, Chordata, Mammalia, Carnivora, Otariidae. The record is from RefSeq and is a predicted model, not a curated record. The transcript has 7 exons.